AUGAGUACGCGUCAUGAGGGUUCCAGCUCAGGCUGGACGACACGCACAAAGCUGCAUAUCGCCACCUUGACGGUCUCAGUCAUCGUCUUCCUCCUUGUCCAGAUUGAAGUCCCAGACCCAUACCUCGAUGAGAUCUUCCAUAUACCUCAAACACAGAGGUAUUGCGAUGAAGACUUUGAGUUCUGGGAUCCAGCGAUCACCACGCCUCCGGGACUCUACCUUCUUUCUGCUAUUCCUCUAAUGACUGUUCAUGUCCCAUGCACAGUGGCUCUAUUACGGGGUACAAACCUGCUCUUCUCGACACUCGUCAUCCCGGGUAUCGUUUCGUGCUUGUUUGACACUAGUCGCUCCACUGCAGCAUGGAAACACUUUGCGUUCCCCUCCGUGCAGGCUCUCGUCAUUUCGACCUUCCCCCUCAUCAGCUUCUUCUCGAAUCUAUACUAUACGGAUAUUGGAAGUUUGGCGGGCGUCCUCGGAGCCCUGCUUCUUGCGAGGAGGGACAGACACUGGUCCGCGGUGCUCGUGGGGACAUGGAGUAUGACUGUCAGGCAGACGAAUGUGGUUUGGCUAGCAUUCAUAAUGACUACCUGUGUACUGGAGAAGGUCAGGAAACUCGAGAAGAAGCAUGUCAUUAGACUCUGCCUUGAAACCGUUCAAGGUCUUUUCACCCACAUGGGCAGCCUAAUCUCGACGAUACUCCCAUACAUCUUGCCAUUCACUGCCUUUGUUGCCUUCUUGAAGUGGAACGGGGGCAUCGUACUAGGCCACAAGGAUCAGCACGAAGCUGCUAUUCACCUGCCUCAACUGCUCUAUUUUGUCGCAUUCUCGAGUGUCCUAUUGUUGCCAACUCUGCUUGACAACGGGCCGGUCGCGCUACUCUCAGGGGCGACACGAACGGGCUUGGGCACACCAAAGAGACUUCUUGGAUCCAUUGUGGCAGUCUCGUCCAUGCUUUUCGCCGUCCAUCGGUUCACCAUCUACCACCCAUUUCUCCUUGCGGACAAUCGCCAUUACGUCUUUUACGUUCUCAGAAGAGUGUUUCUGCCUUAUCCAGCCGCCAAGUAUGCUGUGGUACCCCUGUAUCUCGCUGCAAGUUGGGCUUGGUUUUGGCGCCUGGGUAGGUGUCACAUGCACGGCGCCAAACUUGCUUAUCCAACCUGUCUAGGUCGUCAUGCGACGAUUUUAUGGACUUUGGCCCUUGUCGGCUGUACAACCUUGACCUUGGUCCCCUCGCCGCUUAUAGAGCCUCGGUAUUUCCUUAUCCCAAGUCUCUUGCUUCGAAUCCAAUUGCCGACCCGGGCCUGGCGAUCCGAGUUGGCAUGGUACACGCUCAUCAACACGGUGACGAUCAGCGUCUUCUUGUUGAAGAAGUUUCGAUGGGAAGGAUGGGAGGGCUGGAUGCGAUUCAUGUGGUAG
This is a messenger RNA of Kockovaella imperatae, 1416 nucleotides long. Its product is annotated as alpha-2-glucosyltransferase Alg10. The record is from RefSeq and is a predicted model, not a curated record. The transcript is spliced from 7 exons. Bases 1 to 1416 code for a protein of 471 amino acids. Gene Ontology annotation, molecular function: dolichyl pyrophosphate Glc2Man9GlcNAc2 alpha-1,2-glucosyltransferase activity. Gene Ontology annotation, biological process: protein N-linked glycosylation; dolichol-linked oligosaccharide biosynthetic process. Gene Ontology annotation, cellular component: endoplasmic reticulum. NCBI's taxonomy places the organism in Eukaryota, Fungi, Basidiomycota, Tremellomycetes, Tremellales, Cuniculitremaceae.